GCUCAUUCAGUUUUCUUCAGUAUAACGGUAUACGUCGACGGUUCAGCAACGCAUGACUCGGGUUCCGGAUGAACUCUGACCAUUCAUAUCCCUGCGAUUGAAAGGUUUUUCACCCGCAAACUAAGUGAAAACUGCAGCAAUUGACACUUCCAGUGCCCGAUUUAGGAGCAAAGUGAUCCUGUUCGACGGAAGUCACCAAAAUUGAGGCGAUAAAGCGCCGUUAGCUAACGAAAAUUACGAACAAUAUUGCACGCCCACGCGCGAAAAUUGUUCUCGGAACAGUGCAAGCGAAAAGUUGGGGGAGCAACCACCAGCAGCUAGAAGCAGCUGCCACUGGAUUUUCGCCACUCGGGGUAUGUGUGUGGGUGUUGAAAAUCAAUAAACCGUCGACGUCGUCGUUUGGCAGAAAGCAGCCAGCCCCAUCAACCAUAUGGCAGCCGUGGCCGUAUCCGUGCACUGCUAGCCGAUUUCAGUGGAUCGAAAAUAACCAGCGAUUGAGCGCCUGAGCACCUGAGGGAGGGAAGGAAAGUACUGCAAUUGCAUUGCGACCAAGUGCCAAGUGCCCCAAAGUAGUGCAAAAUGGCGGCUCGCCUGGAACUCGCCGUUAGCUGCGCCCUGGCUGCAGUCGUCCUUUGCUGCAUUUUGGGUCAGUGUGAGUCGUCCGUUUACCCAGGACUGCGCAGAAGACCUAUCCAGGCGCCCGUAAUGGACCCGCAGAGCGAACAGGAGUACGCCUUUCUGGCCCAGAUGAUGGAGCAAUAUGCCCGCAGGAGACUGCAGCAGCAGUUCGACCACCAGCUGCAUGAGAUUAACCUAAAGAUGGAUCGCCAGCGGCAGCUGCUGGAGCGGGAGCGCUACCGCCAGCGGCAGCAGCAACUGCAGGUGCAGCGCGAAGCGGAGGAGGAGUACGAGAACGGGAAUGGCAACCAGCUGAACCAGCAAUACGACCAGUACGACAACGCCGAGGCGGAGGCCAGCUACGGCAGUCCUCUGGAUGCUGUGCCAGAUGUCCAGCCCCCCAUCUAUUUGCCACGGCUUCCCAAUCUACCAAAUCUACCCAAUCGGCCCAAUCUUGGAGACUCGCCCAACCGGAACAGCAUACUCCGGGAAAGAAUACCUUUUGCAGUAGGCCCCAACGAUGCCCGCUUCUUCGACAACCCCAACGACCCGUCGGGGGAGCUAGACUCCCGAGCUCUGGAGGACUAUGAAGAGUAUGCCCCCAUUGAGCCCACUCCAGACGGGGCCAAGUCAGGCAAGAUCGCAACACCGGUUCCGGCUCCAGUGCCGGUGGAGCCUCCGAAAGUUGUGGACGCCGCCAACGCCAACUUCCAUCGAAUCAACCCCCAAUCAGUAGCCGCUGCGGCUGUGGCGGGAGUGAAUCUACCCCAGGCCAAGGAGCAGGGUGCCCCCCACGAGAUCAACGCUCUCAUCAAUAAGCUGCAGAAGCAGAGCAAGUCGCCCAUUCUUACCUUGGUCAGCGGGGGCGACACAAGCCAGGAACAAAUCGUCCUGCGGCAGCACCUGGGCAUGAGCAACGAGAUGGGGGUGUACAUCGUGGCCCUGAUAGCGGGCGUAAGUGCAGCAGUGACUGUGGGUCUUCUGGCGCUUGGGGUGACCUGGUUCCACAACCGCCACAAGGCAGCAGCCGAUGUGGACUACCCGGCAUACGGCGUAACAGGACCCAACAAGGAUGUCUCGCCCUCCGGCGACCGGAAGCUGGCGCAGAGUGCCCAAAUGUACCACUACCAGCACCAGAAGCAGCAGAUAAUCGCCAUGGAGAACAGCCAGGCCGCGGACGGUAGUUGCGGACUGUCGGACGUGGAGAGCGACGACGACAACGAGGAGGGAGACUACACCGUGUACGAAUGUCCUGGCUUGGCGCCGACCGGCGAAAUGGAGGUGAAGAAUCCGCUCUUCCUGGACGAGACGCCGGCCACGCCGGCCAACAACCUCUCCGGCCAACCCGCCGGGGCCAACGCAUCUGCAGCGGCCACCAACAACAACAUUACGCAGGCCACGCCCCAGCAGCCGGCCACCCAGAAGAAAGGUACUGUUAAGCCCAACAUGAAUCUCUUGAAUGCCGCCGCCACCGCAGCAGCCGCUGCAGCCGCCUCUGCAACAGACGCUGCAGCGGCCGGAGCGGCCGGCAAGGAGGAGCCAAAGCAGAAGCGUAAGCAGAGCAAGAAGUAAGCGGAAGGGAUCAACGUAGAGCGAGGAGCAGAUUGUUUUCCCUCUUGGGACAAUUGGUAAAGUGUGACUGAUCCAUUGUCAGCCAACCCUCAGACACUCUCCCACAAGAACAGAAACAAUAACAGAUUAAGCUGCAGCUUGUAUGUAUUCCUAUCAGAGAGUCCAGGGAAUCUAAUUCCAGGACCCACCCAUACAGACAACUCGAACCUUCCCCAUUUGUGUAAUUCCUGUUAUGUUGUGUCGCGUAAUCGGCUUCGAAUGCAGUAAGUCUGAUUACUGAUUACUGAACCGAGCAUCCUGUCCCACAUCCAUUUCCGCCCACUUUCCACCCGCUGUCAGGCGCACAACACAGUCAGGUGCUGUUGGUGCUGCAAGGCAUCCGGAGGGGGAGAGGCCUACUAUUACGAGGACAAGCUUGGUUAAGGCAGGAUGUGUCAGAAACAGAUCCUUUAGCGUGCAGUGCAAAUCUAUUUUGUUGGAAUACUUUAAGUCUGGAGGCGUUCAGAGCAGGGAGCAGAGGAGGGACAACCAACCAAAGCUAACUAACAUAUUAUAUUAUUAUAAAUAUAUGUAUAUUCAUGUAAUUAUUGUAUCAUAUAUACCCGGAGGCAGCCCUUUUACUUACCUGCCCAGGUGUGGUGUACUAUCUUUUUUCAUUUUUACUACGCUUUGUGAUCGAUCCUAAAUUAUCUGUGUCAAUUUAGAAAUACAAUUCUGAUAACCAACCUGUAUGCAUGCAAACAUAUUAUACACGUAUAUUGGAGCGAGGUGCGAAGCAGUUGGAGGACUCUAGGACUAGGACGCUAGGACUAGGAGAGGAUUAUUUACAAGUAAAACUUACAAUAAUUUCCCUGCACACAUUCAUGUAAAGUAAAUGAAAAACGACUGAUAACACACAAAAGAUAACACGCGUCUAUUGUACAAAAACCAAAAAAGAAAAGAGACGGAGGAAAAUUUAUUUACUGAUUAGCGAGAUGAUUAGCAAAGGAACCUAUCAGCGGAAACGAUGAUUCCCAACCCCAGAAUAAAGCCUAGAAGUCUAAAGGAAACUGUAGCGACAUUUUACUAUAUAUAUUGUACACUCAAUUGCUGUAAAUAAACAUGAGGCAUUAGGAGGCGGAUGGGGGUCAAAGGACUCAUCCCCAGAGGAACUAUUGCGGCCGAAAUUAACACUGAAAACAAACAGAAUUGAAUUGAGGAACUUGCGAGUUCAAAAACAAGCAAAACACGAAUAAUUCUAUUUACUAGUGGAACAUGCAAAGCAUCUUGAAGCAUUCAAAUUUGAAUUCGAAAUCGAAACAGACUUAGCCACAAUAAAGUUGAGAGUAAUGUUGAGUUUGAAAUAUAUAUUUUAUGGUGUUUGGCUAGCGACACGUCAAAAUAAUCCAAACUCGUGGAGGUAAGGGAGCGAGUGGCAGAGAAGUCCCCACAUAUAUUGUGAAAAAGAGCAUAAUUCAAUUUAUUUAUGUAUGAUAACCGUAACAACACAAAUUAUACAAUAUGCAUACAGAAUAAAAUAAACUAACCCAA
Drosophila ananassae is the source of this 3720-nucleotide messenger RNA. RefSeq lists its product as uncharacterized. The record is from RefSeq and is a predicted model, not a curated record. The transcript is spliced from 3 exons. Bases 580 to 2190 code for a protein of 536 amino acids. Gene Ontology annotation, cellular component: membrane. Lineage: Eukaryota; Metazoa; Arthropoda; Insecta; Diptera; Drosophilidae.